Chlamydomonas reinhardtii is the source of this 5069-nucleotide messenger RNA. RefSeq lists its product as uncharacterized. The transcript is spliced from 10 exons. Gene Ontology annotation, cellular component: kinesin complex; membrane-bounded organelle; cytoplasm. Lineage: Eukaryota; Viridiplantae; Chlorophyta; Chlorophyceae; Chlamydomonadales; Chlamydomonadaceae. The coding region runs from base 125 to 4345 and encodes 1406 amino acids. The record is from RefSeq and is a predicted model, not a curated record. Gene Ontology annotation, molecular function: kinesin binding. Gene Ontology annotation, biological process: cell surface receptor signaling pathway; microtubule-based movement.
CCCCCACAGUACCUCGUGCGGAGAGGGCUUCCGCCGGACGACGCUGCUCGCCUCGUUGCCUACCGAGACAAAGUGGCAAGGCUGACGUCGCGGAUUUUGGUGCCGAGCUAUGUGACUUUCGCCGAUGAACGCGGUACUGGCGGGGCCAGCACCUCAAGCAGCAACGGCAGCAGCAGCGAUACCAGCAGCAGUAGCCCCUUCGUCCGCAGCCGUUACGCUCGCAGCAGAGUGCCUCAUAGCAGAUGGGGACGAUGAGGUGCCCCUCAAACAAAGCACGCAGCAGGCGGAAAGCACGCAGGCGGACGAAGUGCAGUUAGAUGUGCAUCUGGAGGCCGCCGCAAAUGAACCGGGCAAGGGGAAGAAGCUGAAGGCUCUUGCCAAGCAGGGCGUUGCAGUUGCACGAGUAGUUCUUGAGCGAGUGGGGCCAGCACUUCCGUUUGGAGGCGCCGAGGCAGCCAACCUGAUUCUUCAGGUGCUUGACGCAGUGGAGGCCGCGGUGGCCAACGCCGCCAACCUACGCCAGCUGGCGGAGCGGGCGCUGACGGUGAUGGAUGUGCUGCAGGCGUAUGCGGAGCAGCUGCGCGGGCUGCAGCGCCGCCGCCGCCAGGACGGCGACCGGGGGGACGGCUGCCGCAAGAUUGUCAGCCGCUUCCAGGACCAUUUGCGGGGCAUCCUGGGCUAUGCCCGAGAGUACGCCAGCCGUAACUGCCUGGUCCGGCUGUUUACCUCGGCGGGAGACGCGGAGCGGUUCCAGGAGUAUGUGGAGGAGCUGAGGCGGCUGGGCGAGGAUCUGCGACUGUUGCUGGCAGUGGACAGCAAUGCGCGGCUGCACGCGGUGCAGGCGAGCAUGGCGGCAUCACUGGCGGUGCUGAGCGAGCAGCGCGUGGCUUAUCAGGACCCGGCGGCGGAGGCUCGCGCGCUGGUGACACAGCUGGGCGGCAUGGACGCGGUACUGGCCGACGCCGGCAAGCUGGGUGCGGUGAUGCAGAAGAUGGACGUCAGCGCGCGCAUCACCAUCGACGUGGUGUCCUCGCUGCUGCGCUCGCACCUGGACCGCGGGCCGCAGCGCCACAUCCAGCAGCCCGAGCUGCGCCUCUUCUGGGCGCACCACUUUGGCGACCUGCCCGAGGUGCCCUGGUUCGUGUUCUGGGACUGCUUCCCCAGCCUGCUGGCGCAGCUGCCGGGGUCGCCCUUUGACGCCGGCGCCGUGGCGGAGCUGGGCCGGCUGCUGGGCGACCAGGCGGCGCAGGCGGCGUUCCAGCGGGCGGUAGAGCGGAGAAAGGCCGACACGGUCAGCGUGUGGGAACUGCGGCUGUCAUUCCGCGCCGACGACGCGCUGGUGCCGCAGAUUGCCGAGCUCCUUGGCAGCCGCAGCAGUGGGCAGAGCGGCAAGGGUGACUUGAGCGGCGGUGAUGCGGAUACCAGUGCUAGUAGGGAUGGGGGUGGUGCAGCCCUGCUGUCGGCGGCGUUAGCAGGUGGCCGGGCUUGGGAGCGCUGCCAGCUACCGCCGCUACCCCGUGCCUACCAGGGGCGAGAUGACGAGGCCGCUGAAAUAAUGACGUACCUCACCGGAACCGCCAGCACACACAGGGGCAGCGGGCGCAGCAGCAACGGCGGAUGCAGCACCUGCAGCAGCCAGGGCAGCGGCUCCUCUGUGCUGCUGCUUGCUGAGGGAGGCAUGGGCAAGUCGUGUCUGGCGGCGGACGUGGGCUGGCGGCUGCUGCGGGCCGGCAAGGCGCCUGGCGGCGUGCUGUGGGUGGACCUGCGGGAGGCAGACAGCCCAGAGGAGGUGGAGGCGCGGUUCUGUGCCGCGGUAGGGCUGCAGCGGGAGCCCGCGGCGGUGAGCAACUUGCCCCGGGUCGUGGCCGCGCUCCAGCGCAUGGCAGCUGACGGCUCGCAGCAGCAGCAGCAGCAGCAGCAGCAGCAGCAGCAGCAGCAGCAGCAGCAGCAGCAGGGGCAGCAGCAGCAGCAGCAGCAGCCAGCUACAGGUGCUGGUGUUGGGCCGGGGCCACCUACUGCUGACGGUGUGGGCUUGGCGGGGAGCGCAACUGCGCGCGCCGAGACUACUGCGGCUUCAGCCACGGGCUCGGAGGCAGCAGUAACGACUGCUGUUACUGCCCCCAUUGGCGCUGCCAUGCGGCUGCUGGUGGUGGUGGACAACGCCGAGGAUGCCCUUGUGCGGCAGGAGGCAGCGAGGGCGCUGCGCGGCGUGGUCGCGGGGGUCAUUGCCCAAGUCGCGUGCGCUCGCCUGCUGGUAACGUCGCGGAGCCAGCUACUGGAGCCUGGCAGCAGCAGUGGCGCUGGCGCCACUCAGCAGGGUGCCGACGCAGACGCAGACGCCUUGGCGGGCGUGGUCGUGCGCCCUGUUGGCGCCAUCAGCCCAGCGGCCGCUGCCGGGGUGGUGCGGGAGCUGGUGCAGGACGUGCCCGAGGUGCAGCUGACACAGGUGGCGGCGGUCUGUGAGUACGUGCCACUGGUGCUGCGCGUGGUCGCGGACGCGCUGAACUGCGGAAGACUGACUCUCACGGAGCUUGUGGAGAUGCAAACACGCCAAUCGACCGCACCUGCAGCAAGCGGCGAUGAUCACAACACAGCAGAAGCGCCAGCAGGAGCCGGGUCGCUCGCAGCAGCACGCGUUGCCGCGGGCGGUGGCGACGGGCGCUCUGCGGGCACUGCGGGGGCCCUGGUGGGCGUAGUGCUGGCGUCAUUAGGGGCCCAGCACCGGCGGGCGGCGGCGCAGCUCGCGGUCCUGCCCACCACCUUUGAUGAGGAGCUUGCAGCCGCGGUCCUGGGGCUGGAGGGCCCGGGCCAGGCGUACGGCCUGCUUGCAACACUAGUGCGCCACAGCGUGCUGCAGCGCGGUGUCGGCGGCGGGGAUGGCGCCGGCAGUGGUGGCGGCGGCGGGCAGGCGCGCUACAUCAUGCACAUGCUCGUGCGGCGCGAGGCGGCGCGGCUGGAGGAGGAGGCGCACGCUGCGGCUUCGGGCCGCUACGUGUGUCACGUGUUGUGCAAGCUGCGCGAGUGGGGUGACAUGUACGCGCAGGGCCGUGAGUGGCAGCUGGCGCUGGCGGCGGGGCGCGACCUGGCGGUGGACGUCAGCGCCGCGGCAGAGCUGCUGCCGGGCGCGCCCGACCCCGCAGCCGCGGCUGAGAUGCUGACGCCUGGCGUGGCUGGCCUGCUGGCGGCGCUGGGGGUGCUGGCACGCUUCCAGGCUCCGCUUCAGGCGCUGUGCGAGCGCCUAGCGCUCGAGCCAGCAGCAGCAGCAGCGGCAGCGGCAGGAAACGCUGGCAGCGAUGCCGGCACAUCCUCGGGCGAAGCCGCAGCUGCAAGGGCCACAGCGGCGGUGCUGUUUGUGCUGAGCUGUGCCCGGCUUGCGGGAGGCGGCCACGGCCCGGCCGAGGAAUCAGCGCGCGGGGCAGUAGGGCUGCAGCAGUCGGCACUGGGCCCAGAGCAUCCGCACACCCUUGCAAGCCGGGACCAGCUCGCGGCGUGCCUGCAGGCCCAGGGUCUGUUUGCGGCGGCAGAAAGCGCCUUCCGGCAGGCGCUUGAGCUGCGGCGGCGGGUGCUGGGCGCGGCGCACCCCGACUCGCUCGCCUCCAUGGGCCACCUGGCGGCCUGCCUCCGCGCACUGGGACGGCACGACGAGGCGGAGCCCGUGUUCCGCCGCACGCUGGAGCUGCAGCGGGCCGUGCUCGGCCCCGAGCACCCCCACACGCUGGCUUCCAUCAGCAGCCUUGCAGGGUUCCUGCGGAGCCGCCGUCAGUUCGCGGAGGCGGAGCCGCUCUACCGCCAAGCGCUGGCGCUGCGGGAGCGCGUGCUGGGCUCUGACCACCGGGACACCGUGGGCUCAGUCAACGCGCUGGCCAACUGCCUGCGCUCCCUGGGCCGCCACGAGGACGCGGAGCCGCGCUACCGCGCGGUGCGGGCGUGGCGCGAGCAGUGGCUCGGCGCAGAGCACCCCGACACCCUCACCGUCCUCAACAACCUCGCCAGCUGCUUGCAGAAGCUCCGCCGCUAUCAGGAGGCGGAGGACCUGUUUCGGAAGGUGCUGGAGGCGCGGAAGCGCGUGCUGAAGCCGAAGGCCCCGCAGGCCAUGCACCCGCACACCGUCUUCUCGCUCAGCAACCUUGCCUGCUGCAUUCGUGACGCCGGCCGGCCCGGAGAGGCAGAGCCGCUCCUGCGUGAGGCACUGGCGCUCCGUUCGGCAUGUCAGGAUGUGGGCCCCUGGCACGCCGACACGGCCACCUCCGUGGCGCUGGUCGCGGCCUGCCUGCGGGACCUGGGGAGGGAGGCUGAAGCGGAGGAGGUGGAGCUGCAGGCGGCGUCCUUAACCAAGCAGGGUUGACCACGCGGUGAGCCGUGGGCCGUGGGCGCCAACAGGCACGGCGGCUGGUCAGCCGGUUCCGUAGUUGUUCAUUGGUUCUUGUUUGCAGUGUAAGUUGUGGUCGAUGGGACGUCCGCGGCAGUCGGGCCACCAACGUGGUCGACCUUCACAUGUGGUGAAGCGGGGCCAACGAGUACCGUGUGUAUUCGUCGGGUGGGUAUCUUGAUUGGCCAGUGCUUGACACUGACGUGUAAGCUAUGACAGUGUUUGGGCUGCUCCUGACUUGAAGUAAAGCUUCUGGGGUUGAAACCCUUGCCUAGAUCUAGUAUGCGGGGUGGCGCGGGAAGCCAUGAAGGGACUGCGAGCGUUAGGGAGUCAGAGGAGACCUGUUUGGCGGGACGAAAGCCCCUAUCCGCCCGCAAGCCCCCCCCCCCCCACCCCGCAUGGGGAGCGCGGUACGGCAGUGGUCGGAAAGCCGGACUUUUACUCUGACUGCGUGUGGUGAGGCGGGCGUAGCUGGAUACGCGUCGCGCUGUCCAGGGGCGUCUGGAAGGCUGGCGGGCACAUUGGGCGCAUCGGGGCGCAAGGGGCUUGGACUGUUGGAGGGUCCAGCGGGAUGGACCUUGGAAUGGACAGGCGCACUUCACCUUUGAUUCUAUGAAUGCUUCAUUCCGCAGUGCGUGCCUGCCCAGUUGCGCACGCCAAGCUUGUGGCGUUCAAACUCCUUUAGCAAGCACGACCGACC